GUGGACUCAAAGAUGCUUGAGACUGGUUCUUCACAAGGGCCUUUGAGAUUCCUGAGGUCCGCCGCGGACCUCAAAACUGUGAGACUGCUUAUAGUCCUGAGGUCCGCCGCCGCUGCGGGCAUAGGUGUCUGCUACGCCAUUUUCUGCUGGGGCUCUGGGGUGAUGAGUGUUUUUUUAGGAGCUUGAGAUGGAGUUAUUGCGGGUGGUGGAGGCGAGCGCCAACGAUCUGGCAGUUGGGGAGGGCGCUCCUUGGCCGAUUCUUGUGGAAUCUAAUCAAAGGUUGUCCCUCUGAGUUGCUGCGGGGUUAAUCUGAUGCCCCCACUAGAAAUAGCCCAGUCCUAUGCACUGGGAAGCUUCCGCUGAAUUGAGACGCAUUUCCACUAGUCAUGAGAUAUUAAGUAAUAUUUUUCAAAUAAUUUCUUGUGUUGGGUUUCCCUGUCUCGUCUCGUGCUCUGACCCCCCCUGCUUAUCCUAUAGUCGUCUUGAUUUCUUUCUGUUGCUUUCACCCUCCUUUUUUCACUACCAAGUUACUUAUUUUCCAAAAUCGGUGUAAAGAAACGGCUGUCAACUGCUGAUUCGAAGUGGAAGAAAAAAGUAGUUGUACUUGUAUCUGAGGUACGUACGUAAAGAAGAACAAAGUGCGUGCCAGUGCAGCCUCUUCAUCUGCUACGAAGUUGGGUCCUCCAAGAGUUCCAGGUUGCAUGAAAGACGAUGUUUCGAAUUGUUAACCCCCGCCACAAGCAGAAGCACAACUUUUCUUUGUGUUUUUACGGGCCUCAGGGAGUUUGACCUGGUGAAGGGCCUUACGAGGUUGUCGAGACAGGCAGCACUAGCCAAGCAAGUUUGCACGGGAUACGAAACGGGCACCAUCUUCAGCAUCAGCUUCGUCGGGAGCAAUAAAGAAGAUGACGACGCUAGGCACAACCACUGAUGCCCUUCUUCCCAGCGGCGACGGACCCACGAUGCCGCUGCCGUCCACCGGGUCCUUGCUCGCCGGAUUGCAGGCUGAGGCGAUGAGUCGGCCCAUGUCGACUGCGAGUACGACUAGGCCAAAAAGCGGCAUCGCAGGUCGAAGGCCACGUGCGGUGAUAUCACCUUACGACAUAUUCGAAGACGAAGAUGAGACGGAACAUCCUAUGGACAAUCUCAAUUUUUUGGACAAAGCCGAACCGGUCUCACCAAGAAGCCCAACGGACGGCGCGAAGAGGCCUGGGACAAGCUGCAGUGCUAGCGCUCAAGUACGGUUCGACUCAGCGGCCAGAACGCAGAAAAAAGUGGAAAAAGCAAUCGAAGCGAUGGAGUGUAAGGGAAUACUUUUUAGUUUGAUCAUUUGAGGAUCAAGAUCAAGAUGAUGAGAAUCGUUGGAUUCAAAGUUGUAGAUGCUGAACUACAACAGGAAGGAACUAGAUGUCUGUUAUGUUGUUGAGAUGAUUAUAUAUAGAUCAUCAUGGUUGCAUCAAAAACCACUUAGAAUUAUUGGCCGUGAUGCGUAAGUACUUCUAACGCAGAAGAUUGUUGUCUGUGACUUCUGACACUCGUCAAUACAACAAAUUCUCAGUCGGAAGCCUUGGGAGCGGGUCUCGGGCUGCAGCGACUGGAAACACUGGUGCAGAAAAGGACCCGAAAACGGCAUUUCAAGAAGAGAGUGUGAAGGUCCAGCAGGGCAUUGGUAAGGUUGAGAAGGGCGUCGAGCAAGUUUUAGAAAGGCACAAGAGCUUCGUUGCGGGCGAAGCAACACGCGCUCUAGGCACAUCCACGGGCAGUAGCGGUUUUCAGCGUGGCAAGACAAAAAACCUCGAAAGCGCGCAAAGUACAGUAAACCUAGGAGCAAUAACUGGCACAGGUGCGGCGGCGUCGAGUACCUCCAAAGGUACUGUUUUUAUCAUAUUUUCAGGACGAAGCUGUCGGUGGCAAUAGUGUACUACAUCUACAUAAAGUUGUUGUAUGGUCAGCUCCGGCUUGUCACGACCAGAUAUAUUCUAUCAAGAAAAGCUCAGUACUAGCUGUUCUUCUUUCAUCCCUAGGUGGCACAGCCGACUCGGACGAUGAGAAACCGACAGGAGGGCCGUUUCUAGUUAAGCGCGACUUAUGUCCGCCGGAAUAUGUCGAAAGAUUGAAGAUGAAAGACAACGACGCUAAAGACAUGAUUACCAUAAAUCGGGAGUCAAUUUGUGCUUUCGCACCGCAGACGAAUGUAGUAAACCGAAGACUUCGCUCCGCGGAGAGGAAUCGAAAAGGGCUCAAGUACAAAAUGCAAGCGAGGGAAAUGCGUGAGGAGUAUUUUUAAGAAUAAUUUUUUCUAGCUUUUUGUUUUUGCGCCUACCCACAUCAACAUCAAGAUGAUCUGAAAAAACCUAGUGCCCUAGCUGUCCUCGCAACUACUGCCGGGUUGUAGUUGCGCUACUACUUACUUACCUGCUUCCUCGCUUUGGUCAUAAUCAUGGAUGAUAUCACAGCAUUGAUUUCUCUUCCUCCACCUUCACAUUCGGCUAUUCCUUACUCGGAAUAACGAAAAUCAGGAAUGCGAUGCGAAUACAGUAUGAGUAUGAGAUAAAGAUGCGGAAAGCCGAAGCCGCAGAAUGGAGAAAGAAACAUAUGAAGCCUCACGAAUUAUUCGACCUUGUCCGACCGCCAUCGGAUGCGAGUAGUCGUGCUACCAGGCCAGUCACUGCAGGUAGCACAGCCGCGAUAGACGUCCCGGCUACAGGAAAGUAAUAGAUACAACAUUCAUCACUUGGCUAUUUAUACUAUCUUCUGCUGUAGGUGUAGUAGUUAAACUCCUGCUUUUUGAGGAUAACUUUUAGUAGUUUUUGUUCUACUUAGAGUAGAUCUUGUUGAAGAGUAAGAACGUAGUAUUCGCAACAUGAUUUGCUUCUGCAGCGCCAGCAGUGCGAAUUUAGGACAGGAGGGAGAAAUAGACGAUCGUAUGCGUAUGCCCAGCGAGAUGAUGUGGGACAUUGUCCUGCCGUCGAAGAGUGUAGCGGAACUGAUGAAGAUUCAGCUAGCGAUUACCAAGGCCUCUACCUCUUCAGCCCCUGAUCCGUCACAGACGUCCUCGUCGCGAAACCAAUCUUCAAGAGGAAGCAAAGUUAAGGCUUUCACUCAACAACACCCAAUUUGUUACAGUGAAGAUCCUAGAUUGAUAUCCAAUUUCAAAAGUAAGACACUCGUGGUUGUUGUUGUUGUUGUUGUUUAUUUAUGUGAACGUUGUAUGCAGAGGGUUACGUACUACUACCCAGUACUUCGUAAACGAUAAGCAUUUUCCUCUUUUUUCUUUUUGCUUCCGUUUUCUUCAUCUACCAUGCAUCUUCUAAACAAAGGAAUCUUAGGGCCGCAAGUACGCAAAACUUGGAAAGAUCGCAAACAACAGCAGAUAUCAUAGGGCAUGAUGACGACGAGGACGAGGGCGGCCCACCAUGCGCGCAAUUUUGGAUCCUUCUUACCACUGUCUUAGGGUUUUGCGUGGAUGUACAACAAAAGCUGGAGCCGCCAGUGCUGACACCGGUCUUCGAAUCCUGGAUGAAACGGAAAUGUAACAUAAUUGCGUUGACUAUAACUUGACUUCGUUCCUCCCCUGGGUAGGUUAACGAGACACAAAAGGACUAACCAUUUUCUCUCGUGCAAUUAUGAGACUUUCUUCGCAUUGCAAAUAUUUAUAGAUAUCCGAAUGUGCUAUCACAAGAUGUGAUCACACUGACAUGUUUACCCCGACUCCUUCCUUCUAGGUAAUCUUGUUGCGGCAAGCAUGCGGCUGCGACGCCUUGUCACUGAGCGCCGUGCGGCUGCUAUAGUGAUCAAGAAAUCCAUGGAGUCGUGGAUUCCAGCACGGACACAGUGGUUUUUUCUCAUGUUUUUUAACCGCGCAGUGACCAUCCAAAGAUGGUGGAGGAGACAGAAGACGCACUUGAAGAAUCAAUACUUGCACGCAAGAGAAAGGUGAGCAGGAUUUAUUUGUUCGUGACUGGUGAAGGAAGAGGAACUCAUUAUUUUUAGGGUGUUGUGGCUUUCUCUUCCUGAUAGAGGAUAAUUUUGCCAUCAUGAUGAAUGCGUCAACGUGAACGUUUUUGAUGCGUAGUAUUGUAGUGAACAAAGACCUUGCUUUUGAACUUACUUACUAGAAACGAUCAUGUUCCGAACCCUUGUCUUUUACUCUGUCUUGUCAUUGUGGUCGAUAGAUGCGACAGAGCACUCGUCCCUUUCUCAGGUUUUGUGAGGUGGAGAGGCAUUAUUGUCUGAAGCGUAUGAAGGAAAUGGACGAGCAUGCAGCGAAGGAGAAAGCACAAUACCAGGCGCAGAGUGGUCGAAACCUGCGAGGGAGCACAGCAGCGACGUCGCGCAGCGGUGGUGGAGGGAAAGAACAAAAGAAGGGUCCGACCGCAGCGGAGACGGAGGAGCGACUGCGGUACAUGAUGGUGCCGGAAGAAAUUCGAGUACGCGUUCUGCGGGACUACAUGCGCUUCCGGAGGUUUCAGACCGUGCGCGAACAAGCGAAGUUCGAGGAGAAGUGGAUAAAAGAUAGACAUGAGUGGCUGCUGGACAGGAGAGCGAUCAACUUUCUAGGCCUGAAAAAGGUGAAGGGAAAUGCCAAAGCACCUGUAAAGCCUUUCAUGAAUGAUGGAGGCGGUGUGGUGCCCACCAGGCGAGACGUCCUAUUGGACCUGGUCGGAGAAGCUCACCUUCUCAAGGCUGAACUGGAGGAUGGCGCCGGAGGCAGAGUCAGAGGGCAACAAGGAGCUAGAUUUUACUUAUGACAAGUUGCUGAAUCAUGAUCUAGUUCUAGUACAUCUCCUCAAGGUCUGACCUUUUCCGUCAAGUAAUUGUUUCAACAAACAAGCUCAAAUUGAAAUUUGUCUGUUAGAAGUCCGGUUUAAAAAGCCUCAAGCGCAUGUAUCCUGGCAGUGCGAGCUUCAGCACGACCUCCUGGUGUCAUCUUCUUCUAAUCUCGAUGGAUAGCGAGGAUAGAGUAGAACAGUGGUUGAGGGAGAACGAGGCGAUGAAUCAAGAAGCGCAAAAGUCGAUGGCCCGAGCGCGUGAGAGUCGACGAAGUAGCUCUACCAAUGGCGGUCGAAAGGUAGAACUGCUUCCAGGGGAGGCAGAAUUUGCGCAGGAAAGCGGUGCAGAGGAUGCGCCGCAGUCACCAGAAAAUGCGAAAACGACCUCGGAAGCUCUAUUAAGAAACUUCCCGUAGCAAUACUUUUACUUGCAUACUUUUGAUUCAGUGUUGUAUUUUUACUGUAAUACAUGACCAUCUUCAAAUUCAUUGCCAUUCCUGUACUCCUAGUCGUACUUGUCGAUACAACUACAUCUUCGUACUGGGAUGAAGUACUAGGUGACAUAAUUUGUCAUUUACAGUUAGACUGUUGUCGCACAUUUGAUUUUCUAACAUUCGCUGUUCAGCGUAAAGGCUACUACGACGAGCAACGAAGCAUCCUCGCCGAACCUGUCGAAGGAGACGACGACCUAGAAAUGCGUUUCCAGGGCAUCCCCCGGAUGCCUGAGGCUCUUCCUGCGACGAUAUCAUCUCUACCGAAAUCCCCACCAAAAAACUAGGAGAUGCGACUUGGGACCACGGUGAAGUAGAAGUACUACGUAAUGGCAUAGAGUCAGAGAAGAGAGGGUGAAGCCCAUAAGCAUGACGGAAAAAAGAAACGUUGCCGUUUUUAUGCUGUAGCUGCAGCACGACAAUAUUCUUGAGUGGCUCUUUGUUUUUGAUGAAAUUAAAGAUCCGUAGUACUUCAAACCAUUUACGCAAUUGAUGCUCCGUGGUCGUUGAGUAGGAGUACUACAAUUUUGACUCGCUACUCAGUCCUAGUCCUCGAAUAAGUAAAAGCUGGCUCGUGGAUAAUUCAAUCGUUGAUCAAUGUACUCACCUCGCAGAAAGCUUAUUCGCUUAUAUCGCACACUGUGAAACGUUGUUCGCCAAUUUUAAAACAUUCCAAGAAUUCCAAGUGUAAAACCGACAUGUCAAUGUCUAAGUUACUAUAUUUGAACUAAGGAACCUCUUUUAUUUUUUGCUUGUAUUCUUUUUUGGAAGAAACCUACUGAACCAGAUGUGAUGAAGCCGGAACGCACAGCGGCUUCAUCCAGAAGUUGCGUGGGCGUUUAAUUGUAGAGAAAGAGCAGGACGAAAACAACGUCCGAAUAUGGCCCUCUUUGACUGACGGCAAUCUCGGUUGCACAGAAUUUCAAGCCUAUGACUAAUGCAAAACGUGGCAAUGACUAUCAAAGUUUAUCACUUCUGUAAAGAAUAGAGACUGACCCUUCAAAAAUGCACUACAAUUAUCCUUCGUAUACUUCAUUUUUUUUUAUCCCAGGACGUUACAAUGAAUGUCUAUCUUUAGCUAUCUACCUAGAGGUAUCACAUCAUUGGAAAAAGGUAACCUCCGGCUCCAGGCAUCAGCAUCAAUGUCAAUGUUUUUAAACGAUAUGAACUUUUUUUUGUGAACAUCAUUCAACAAAAUCGUCAUCGUGUAUAAACGAAA
Messenger RNA from Amoebophrya sp. A25, 6482 nucleotides. The record is from the annotation of a GenBank genome assembly. Lineage: Eukaryota; Dinophyceae; Syndiniales; Amoebophryaceae.